Molecule: messenger RNA, 471 nt
Organism: Penicillium hordei
Lineage: Eukaryota; Fungi; Ascomycota; Eurotiomycetes; Eurotiales; Aspergillaceae
Exons: 1
Coding region: 1-471 (156 amino acids)
Source: RefSeq, a predicted model, not a curated record
AUGGACACAGAAUUUCCCUACCGCAGUCCAGCUGCACUAGGUAUCAUUCGGGAGCUAUCGGAAGAGGAAAAAAGCAUUAACAUUCAAUUCACUGAUGACGAAGAUGAACCAUCUUGUUCAGAAACCGAGUCUGACAAAGAAUUCGUUGUUCCAGAUGACAUUCAAUUAACCAAGCCAGAAGAUGAUUCUGAUUAUGAACCCCCUGAUUGCGAUACCGAGCAAUCCACGCACACUUCGGAUGAAAGCGAGGUCAGUGAUGCAGUAAAACCUGGAAAUAUAUCACUAAUAUCAACCAAGGAUGAUACUCUCAAUCCUGAGAUAUUAGAUGAAAGAAAGAUUCACCGACAACGACGUUCAAUCACUCAAUAUCAGAUUACAUUAUGGGUUGAUAGAGAACACAUCGGCUUUUUGUUCGACUGGAUGCGAGCCUUUCAGGAAGCGGAUAACGAGAGCAUACAUUUGGCAGAUUAG